AUUUCACCAUUUUCACACACAAUAUACAUUUUGCAUCAGUUGUAUUCAAUUUUUAAGUUAAAAGAAAUUUAUUUUUUGAAAUUCAAUUCAUUUUAGUUUUUCUCAAAUAAUCUUAAAGUUUGAAUCUAUUAUUCUAUAACAAUUAGGGCUUAUAUGUGGUGUAGGAUUGUGCACCGGCCUUUUAGGACAGCUUCAGGACACUGCAUAUAUUUAAAGACUUCUGUUUCACCCUCAAAUCAUUGGCCUGCUUGGACUUUAUUUAGCUCCCGUGAAAUUACAAUUGCAUGUUUGACUUGUACUGUUUCUCCGAAAAGAUUAGUAAUGUGUUGAUUAAAGACACCGUUAAUUCCUUCCAGAAACACAGAUUUUCUCAUUGUGGAACGUCGAGUGGUUACAAUCCGACUCAUUACUAAACAGAACCACUGGAACCGGUCUGAACAUAAACAAACUGUGCAAUGGGAAGUCUGUGUAACUCUGCUCUGGCAUCUCUGUAAACUUCAGCCCUUCCCAUUACCUUUAAAGGAGUGUGUACCCUGGACUAAAUAUGGACAUGCACUUUCACAGGAUUCCUAAGAAUGUCCCAGCCUCACGGUCCACUUUGAUGAUGCGAGGCUCUUGCAGUCCAUCACUGGUGCCCCUCACCGCAAGACCGAGAGACCAGCCUCCUUGCACCGGGAUUGACGCCUCGGGGGCUCUUUUUGGCGAGCAGGACGCCGGGGGUCUGACCUGCUGGAGUACUUCUCAACAUCGGAGCGAGAGAUAACCCAGCAAUCCGAUUUGAACUAGAGGCAUUUACUGUACCACCUCCAAAUUUCUCCGCAGCCUUUCCCCCCCCCAACCCCCCAGAUCAAUUUUUUUCUAGCAACCAUGUCGAGGAGAAAGGUCAGGGGCCUGACCCGCACGGGCCGCCAGGUCAGCGAGGACCCGGACCUGGACAACCUGCUGUCCGCCCUCUCCCCCGAGGAGAUGGAGGAGCUGGAGAAGGACAUGAUGAAGGUGCCCGACGUCAAGCCGGAGGACGGGAAGCUGCUCCUCGUCCAGGGGGAGAGCCGCGCCGCGCCGACGCCCGCCAGCAACCACGUCCGGGACGCCAAACUGGACGGUGGCAGGCGAGAGAGCGAGCGCCGGGGAAGGCUCGGGGAGAGGGAACUCUCGCUGGAGGGAGAGGCAAAGAAGGAGAGCCGGAAGCAGGAAUACCUGAGGAAAAUGGGCCUGAGCCAGGAGGGGACCGACGACGCGACCGAAGGGCUCCAGAGACAAACUAGUGUCUCAAGUGAAAAAGGUGCAAAGGUCGACGGCAGGAGCAGCAGAGGCCCCGAAGGUCGGCUCUCGAGUAGAUACAGUAAGCAAGAAAGCAAAGAGAGUGAGGUGAAAGAGGAGGAGACCCAAGAGAGACGUGAGGACCACAAGAUAAGCGACAGACGGGAAAACAGGGAGAGCACCUCAAGUAGCAAAACAAAGGACAUGAUCUCGAAGUUACAGGAAAAAAAGGACGACGGCAAAGACAGGAAAGAAGACAGCCGGAGAAGAGACGAGGGCAAAACCAAAGACAUUAUCUCAAAGCUGCAAGAGAAGCACGAGAAGGACACGAGCAAGGACAAGGAGAGGCGAUCAGAGAGUUUCAGGACACAAGGACUUGUCUCUAAAAUGUUGGAAAAGCAGAGCAAAGCACAAGAAAGCCCGGCCCCCCAGGGGAAAACAGAAGAGAAGAAGAAGCCCAAAGCGGAGGAGAAAACAGCUGAGGACAACAACAAGCACGAAGCCAAACUCCAGCGACAGCCGUCGGAGAGGGGUGAAGCGCAGGUGAAACACGACAAGGCGGAGAAGAGGACAGACAGAGAAGAGCUGGUCAACCACAGCGACCACGUGAAGGAGAAGGAGAAGAAGGUGAGCCAGGACCGGAAGGUCGAGGAGAAAGAGGAAGUUGAGGAGGCCGAUGGACGAGAAACCGAGAAACUCGGCAACUGCGUGGCCAAAAAAAGCAGCCCAAACAGCAAGGCGAAGGAGGAGGAGGAGGAGGACGAGGACGCCAGCAUGUUCGACGAGCUGAUGGAGCAGGUCCGCAGCGACGACCCCGAGCUCACCGAGCUCAACGUCAACAACUCGGAGGUCAUCAAGACCAAAACCCUCAUCGAGUUCGCGGAGGCCUUGCGCAGGAACACCCACGUGAAGAAGUUCGCCCUGGCCAACUGCCGCGCCGACGACCACGUGGCCUACGCCAUCGCCGGCGCGCUGCGCAGCAACAAGACCAUCGUCAGCAUCAACGUGGACUCCAACCACCUCACCGGCAAGGGCAUCCUGUCUCUGAUCCAGGCGCUGCCGCACAACUCCACGCUGACCGAGCUCCGCUUUCAGAACCAGCGCCACGUCUGCGGCGGGAAGACGGAGAUGGAGAUGACCAAGGUGCUGAAGGAGAACACCACCUUGCUCAAGCUGGGCUACCACUUUGAGCUGGCGGGGCCCAGGAUGACCACCACCAACAUACUGAGUCGCAACAUGGACCGACAGAGGCAGAAGCGCCUGCAGGAGCAGAAGCAGGCGCAGGCCAACGGGGAGAAGAAGGAGACGCUGGAGGUGCCCAAGGCCGGUGGCGGCGGGGGAUCCCUGAGGAACUCGCCCAGAGCUUCGCCCAAACCUUCUCCCGUGCCGUCGCCCGCGCCAUCCCCCAAGCUGACUCCCAAGAGAGGAGCCCGGGGUCCGCCGCCCCCGCCGCCGCCGCCGCCGCCUGGGUGCGGGCCUCCGCCGCCUCCGCCCCCGAUGCUGGAGGUGGACGCCCUGAGGAACUCCCUGACCCCGGUGUCGCAGAGGAAGCUGGAUGGGAAAAGCCCGGGCGGCAGUAAGAACUCAAGGGACCAACUGCUGGCCUCGAUCAGAGGAGACAACAAGAAGGAACUCAAGAAGGUGCCGGUGCCAAAGUGGUUGCAGUAAUAUUUCUCUGUUGGAAUAUAAAGUGAAAAAAGAGAGGAGAGAGAGAGACAACGUCUACAUUUCCUCGGAUGCAGUGGAAGAAAUGUGCAGCGGGAAGGAUGGAGCAAGUGAGCCGAGAGAAGCCCACCGAUUGGACGACCAGCCCUCACAAUGAGUUCUCCCCUCAAACACUGGACCAAAGGGAGAAUGAGUGACGCAGCCCUCCCUAUUGCAAAGAGUGCCGUGUGUGUUGCCGUUGUUGUCUUCGGUACAUAUUGACGCUUUGCUGGUUAUUUGCACUAGAUAAAAAUGAAGCUGGGGUGGGUGCUAUGAGCUUAUUGAUGAGAGAUUCAAAUAAAUCUUUAUUAAAUUCUAAUACAAAAGCGUUAUCUGCGAUAUAGUGGACAUUCGUUUGACCGUUUAUUUAUUUUGCGGGGGGAGAAUCCACCUCAUACUUGGAAGCCGUAAGUCUGUUGAAACUGGGUAUUCCUAAAAUGGCGUAAAUAUCAGGGAAUUAACAAACAUGGCGGCCUGACUUAAGACAAUCUGGAUAAGAAGAAAAAAAAGAUAAAGAUCACGAUGAUCUUUGAUUGUGUGUCUCAAUGCCAAAUCUCAUGACAUCUCAGGCAGGAUUUAAUGGAUUGGAAAGCAGCCCAGUGGAAUCCUGGUGCAUGACGAAAGAGUUUUAGCAUGGAAAUUAUUACAUAAUGCAAUUUUAUCAGGAAGGGCAAAUGGCUCUCCUUCCGUAUCUGAUGUUAUAUUUUUUACAGAAUCAUUGUAGUGGUGGUGUUUGAAUACCUUACAUAGCUUAAUGUCUUAAAGGGGGGAUUUAUAAAACCAGUAUGGGCUUAUAAGAACCUGUCCUGUUGAUUUAUGCCCUUAGUUUUAAGUGAAUGUCAUUUUUAAAGGAAUUUAAGAAUAAUCCUAAAUUGGAAGGGCACUUGUUAAUUGCACUGUGUAAUGAAAUAUUCUCUGUCAUAUCUGAUUACACAUGCCUUUCUUACAGAGUCUGUAUGACUUCAAUAAAAUAUUCUGCUAUGUUUGCCAUGAAAAGUUACAUGUGUAAUGUUAUGCCUGGCUCAUAUCAUUUCAGAGGAUAGCAAUCGUAUGUGUACAGUUAAAUGCAACUCAGAUCCACAAUAUUUUUGAGAUCUACAAUAUUUCCCUGUAUGUAUGACGUGAUAUAUUUACAAAAUAACCUGUAUAUAUAAUACGCUGUCAUUCAUUCAGUUGGUUCAAAGGCUUUAUAAAAUCAUUUCUUUU
Messenger RNA from Pungitius pungitius (ninespine stickleback), 4170 nucleotides. It is a transcript of the gene lmod1b, whose product is annotated as leiomodin 1b (smooth muscle). The transcript is spliced from 3 exons. Gene Ontology annotation, molecular function: tropomyosin binding; actin binding. Bases 868 to 2928 code for a protein of 686 amino acids. NCBI's taxonomy places the organism in Eukaryota, Metazoa, Chordata, Actinopteri, Perciformes, Gasterosteidae. The record is from RefSeq and is a predicted model, not a curated record. Gene Ontology annotation, cellular component: striated muscle thin filament; myofibril; cytoskeleton. Gene Ontology annotation, biological process: actin filament organization; pointed-end actin filament capping; muscle contraction.